This is a messenger RNA of Setaria italica (foxtail millet), 3779 nucleotides long. Its product is annotated as disease resistance protein RPP13. The coding region runs from base 305 to 3193 and encodes 962 amino acids. The transcript has 5 exons. Gene Ontology annotation, molecular function: ADP binding. Gene Ontology annotation, biological process: defense response to other organism. The record is from RefSeq and is a predicted model, not a curated record. Lineage: Eukaryota; Viridiplantae; Streptophyta; Magnoliopsida; Poales; Poaceae.
GAAAGAAGACAGGGGUAUUGUUGUCUUUCGUUAAAAAAUUAAGAAAAGAAAAUAAAUGAGUGCAUCUCUCCCAAGUCCGGGUCAAAGUCUCCCCUCACCAGCGAGCUCGAGCAGCAGCCGGCCGCACAACAAUCAGAUGAAAAGCCAGAUGUGGUCUCCUCUCCUGCUACAAGAUGCUCCUUAAGGUCCAUGUGCUCCAUGUCUGUUUUAUCCACCCAAUUGUUACAUUGCAACACAGGGAGCAUUUUAUCUCCUCACUAGGAAGUAGGAACCGUCAGUGCCUAGCUAACAACCAUUGUGAUCGAUGAAGGACCCUGGCCUGUUGAGUGCAUUUGUAGACAACCUCGUGUCGAGAUUGUUCUCGCUGGUGGAGGAGAAAUACAAGCUGUACAAGGGCUUUGAAGGAGAUGUGACUUUCCUGAUGAGAGAGCUUCCCAUGAUCACUAGUGCCAUUGACGGGCAGCUCUUGGGGCAGGAUGAUCACAUACUGCGUUUAUCGGUUGAAGAAUUGCGUCAUGUAGCUCAUGAAAUGGAGGAUUGUAUAGACCACAUCAUGUAUGAUGCGUCUUGGGAUCAGCAACCAUGGUACUGUAAAUAUAUGAAAUCUGGGAGAAAGAGAAAAUCACGCUCCCAGUUAGGCGAAGAGAUGCAGCACCUUAGGUACAGACUGGAGGAAGCACUCCAGCGGCAGCAGAGGUAUUCAGUGUCCCAUUCAUCCUCAUCCCAGCUGGCACAAUCAUCCUGGGAUCAGCAUGUCCUUCCUGAUGAUCUGGUUGGCAUCGAUGCUCCCCUGGAGGAGCUUCUGGAGCAGUUGGCGGAAGCGGAGGGUCAACCUAAGCAGCUGAGGGUGAUCUCCAUAGUUGGGUUCUGCGGAUUGGGGAAGACCAUCCUUGCCCGGGAGUUGUACAACAGCGAGAUUGGCAAGCAGUUUGAGGAAAGGGCAUGGGUUUCUGGGACGCAUGGGGAUCCAGGGGAGCUCUUAAGUGAGAUACUCCGUCAACUGAACAAGCCAGAUCUGGUUACCUCCAAUGUCAACCAGCUUAGUGCUGACCUUUGCAACUUCCUGAAUAACAAGAGGUACUUCAUCGUAAUUGAUGGCAUGAGGUCAGAUCAAUGGAGUAUUGUAAAGUCUGCCUUCCCUCGAGAUGUUAGCAGUAGAAUAGUGGUGACAACAAAAAUUCAGUCAGUAGCCAAUACCUGCAGCUCUACCCACGGUUACAUACACAAAAUGAGAAGACUUGAUGAGAAACACUCAAAGCAAUUGUUUCUGAGAAAUGCUUGUCCAGGGGAAUAUUCAGAUUACUUGCAGCCUGAUUCAGCAGCAAUUUUAAAUAAAUGUGAUGGUCAACCACUUGCUCUGACUACUGUCGGCCAUUUUAUGCGAAAAAAGAGUUGGCCGACAGGACAAGACUGCGAGGAUGUGUGCAACAAGGCUCGUUUCUAUGAUCUGCAGAGCGGUGACGAUACCUUGGACAGGAUGCAUCAGGUGUUGACCCAUGACUAUGCCAGCCUUCCAAGCCAUGCCCUCAAAGCAUGCUUUCUAUAUUUUGCUAUGUUCCCUAGUAAUCAUCCAGUCAGGGCGAAAAGGAUAAAGAGCCAAUGGAUAGCUGAGGGAUUUCUGCAGCCAACAAAUUUAUGCAAUGAUCCAGCUGCUGAAAAUUUUGAGAAGCUAAUGAAUCAGAACAUCAUCCAACCCAUUAAUGUAAGCAUCAAUACCAAAGUGAAAACUUGCAAAACUUAUGGCAUGAUGCACGAGUUCAUUACGCUCAAGUCUCUCUGUGAAAACUUCAUUACUUUGUUUGAUGGAGGGGAGCUCCAACCUAACCAUGCCCGUCGCAUUUCUCUCCAUCAUAACGGUAUUACAGAUGAAGCCAGUUUCAACAUUGAUCUAUCUCUUGUCAGGUCUCUGAUAGUAUUUGGCAAGGCAGGUAAAGAUAUGUUGAAUUUCAACAAGUACCAACUGCUGAGAGUCUUGGAUCUUGAAGACUGUACAGACUUGCAAAACGAUCAUCUCAGAGAAGUAUGCAACCUAUUGCUUCUUAAAUAUCUGAGCCUAGGGGGCAAUGUUACCAGCCUUCCCAAAGAGAUAAAACAAUUGAAGCUUUUGGAGACGCUCGACCUAAGGAGAACGAAUGUAAAGAUCCUUCCAACAGAAGUUAUUCAACUUCCCUAUUUAAUUCACCUGUUUGGAAAAUUUAAGCUUCGAGAUAAAGCCAUGCAAGAUGAACUGCAGAAAUUUCUGGCUUCAGGAAAAUGUAAGUUGCAGACACUAGGAGGAUUUCUCGUAGAUGAAAGUGAAGGAUUUGCAGAACUUAUGGGGUAUAUGAAAAAAAUGCGAAAGGUCAAGAUCUGGUGUGAGUCAUCUGCGACUAGUACUAAAUUGACUACUCUUCAGAAGGCCAUACAAGAGUUCAUUCAUGAUGAAAAGGAUGCAAGCAAUGACCCUCGUUCAUUGUCACUCUAUUUUGAUGGAUGCUCUGAGGAUUUUUUGAAAGAUUUAAAGGCUCCCUGCUAUCUUAGGUCACUGAAAUUACAGGGCAGGUUACUAGAACUUCCUGGGUUUGUCACGGCACUGCGCCGACUCAGGGAGCUGUACCUUCAAUCAACUAAAAUGACAGCUGAUCUUCUCACAGCUUUGACCAAUUUGACGCAUCUGCAGUACCUUAAGCUUAUUGCAGAUGAACUUGAAGAGAUCCACAUUAAGGACAAGGCAUUGCCAAGGCUGCUCGGCCUAUGUUUUGUGCUGCAGCGUCCAACAUUUCCAAAGGUUGAAAAAGGUGCUUUGCCAUUUCUUAAAUCUCUUCAGCUGCUCUGUAAAGAUAUGAAUGGCCUCUGUGGAAUCCAGAUCAAUGGUUUCACACGACUGAGCGAAGUAAUGCUUGAUUGUAGAGUCACUGAUGGUACUAAAGCAAACUGGGUGAGGGCGGCUAAGGAACAUCCCAACAGGCCAAUAGUUGUCCUCAAAAGGGCUAUACCACCUAAGGUAGAUCAUGGAGGAGAUUCCACUGCAGCAGGGAAAACUGAGAAUGAGAUUGUAGAUUGUUCUGUUCUGUCAGAGGAACAGGUACAGGAGACUCACACCCAAAUGCCACACGACGAAACAGAUUCUGCUUUCAAUAAUAUGGGACAGCAAGUGGUUUGUGCCGCUUUAACUGGUUCAUCCAUUGCUAACAAUGGCCGAGUGGCUUCGUAGUUCUUCAUUUCAUACAUGCAUGACAAGGAUUCUGAUCCUUGUGGGAGCAUGACGAGCUCCAGCUCGGAAAAAACAGCUCCAGAUCCAGCUAGCUCCACCAUAGAGCUGCUCCACCGUAAUACCAUAGAGCUGCUCCACCGUAAUCUGAAAUCUCAAAAAACGCAAAAGCUGAAGCAUUCAGUGGAGGAUUCUUGUCAGUUGGUAGAGUUACUACAUAAUUUGGUUCGUCAGACUACUGUGAAGAAUAUUUCAAGGCGGUCAAUCUCAAGUCAUAAAAUUUCCUUCCUUAAUGAUCAUUGAAGUAUCUUAUCAUUCCAUUGUCUAAAUUACUCCACUCUUGAGUUAUAGAUACAAUACUUUUUCCAUCGUAUUUGAAUUCAGUCAUAGCCUCAUAGGUUGCAAGUGUUGUAUCAUUUUCUUGUAAACCAGGAUUCUUUCCUGCACCUUUCUGUAUGUCUACAUGUUUUCCCCCAUUUAGAAUCUGUAUUAAAGUGAACAUAGUUCGUUUGAUAAUUAUGCUAUCCAAGAUGUCAAUGAACAUAUGACAUUUGGAAACCUGAGGCCUACUACGGAUUAUUACUUCAUA